This is a messenger RNA of Acromyrmex echinatior (Panamanian leafcutter ant), 1769 nucleotides long. RefSeq names its product Heparan sulfate 3-O sulfotransferase-B (gene Hs3st-B). The record is from RefSeq and is a predicted model, not a curated record. Lineage: Eukaryota; Metazoa; Arthropoda; Insecta; Hymenoptera; Formicidae. Gene Ontology annotation, molecular function: [heparan sulfate]-glucosamine 3-sulfotransferase activity.
UCGAUGGUUCCUCAGCUUCCUUUCAUCUCGCGGGACAAGGGUGAUAUCUCGCGUACGGACGACGUCGCGACGCGUCGACUUUCCGUCGAUUGUAACACGCAUGACGACAGAAGUGGCGCCGAUCAGAAACGGGGACCGCGGACCAGUUACGGGUCUGCCCGUGCAGUUUGAUAACGCGCUAAAUGUGCACUUUCCGCGCGCGAGACCGUGUGUCCGCAUCCGCAACCCUCCACCGGCUGCGCCAGUCGCACGUUGGCCGAUGACGGACGCGCACGGGGUGAAAGUAAAUGUGUCUCCGACCGGCGACACGUUACUCCGGGUAUUCCUCAAUUCUCCUUAUAUCAAAAUUUAAAAAUGCAAAGAGAUCGGACCACCCGGUUCGUCAGACGACGCAGAUACUAUCGUAUUCGAUUUUUCACCCGCUGUCGGAUACACCAGUUGCAUUUCCGCGCAUAAUUCACGAGCGAAGAUUAUUCCUGUCUGAUCGUAACACAUAGCGCAUAUACAAGAUAUCGGAAAAUCUUUCAGACAUCGCAAAGAAUAUCGGCGCGAGCGUAUUGGUGUCGAUGAAGGAGACGGCGAACAACGCGGCGAUAUAAUGGCAUCCAGGAAGCCGACCAAGUACGACGAUUCGUAAAAUCACGAAGAUGGAAUUGCGAAAAGGCUCCUGGAAGAUCGUGAUUCUCGUGUGUGCGUUAGUCAUCUACUUGUGGAUGCUCUUCAUCGAUCACUCGCACGUGUUAACUGACAUAUCACAGAAGAUCACACUGCAGAAAACGCGAGUUCCCUCAAGGACUGUCUUGUACCAAAGUUCUGAUCGAUCUAAGAUUGAGGACGUACCUCCGGAUGGUCGGACGGAUUCGAAGAAAUCGCAAUUUCUCUCACCUCGAAACAUGAGCGGUACGCUCGAGGGAGGUAUAUCGGAGUAUCAGACACUUAAGCAACAAGGUCUGCUACCAAGCCGGCAAUUACCGACCGCUCUGAUAAUCGGCGUGAAGAAAGGCGGAACGAGAGCCCUUUUAGAGUUCCUGAGAUUACAUCCCGCGAUUCGCGCCGCUGGCUCCGAAGUUCAUUUCUUCGAUCAUCAUUACGUUAAAGGAUUCCGUUGGUACAGACGCAGAAUGCCUCCAACUCUGAUCGGUCAGAUCACCAUGGAGAAGACGCCAUCAUAUUUCGUGACAAGCGAGGUGCCAAAAAGGGUGAAGCACAUGAACCCAGGGAUGAAGCUGAUCGUUGUGGUGAGGGAUCCCGUGACUCGGGCAAUCUCCGAUUACACACAGGUGAAGAGUAAGCGUCGCAAGAUGCCACGCUUCGAAGAUCUAGCCUUCCUUAACGGAUCGAAGAUCGUGGAUACUUCUUGGAUGCCUCUGAAGAUUGGAGUCUACGUGCGGCACCUGGAACGAUGGUUGCAGUACUUCCCGUUGUCGCAGUUUUUAUUCGUAUCCGGUGAACGUCUGAUCGCCGACCCGGUGACGGAAGUCACUCGGGUGCAAGACUUCCUGGGUCUCAAGCGAGUGAUAUGCGAGAAACACUUCUAUUUCAACGCUACUAAGGGCUUCCCUUGCUUGCUCAAGUCGGAGGAUCGCGCAACGCCGCACUGUCUUGGAAAAAACAAGGGUCGUAGUCAUCCCUACAUCGACCCCAUGGCAAUUGGCGGGUAUGGAUUUCGGCUGGUACUAAAAUACACGCGUAUCGCAUACAUACAUAUCGUAAGCAGGAAAACGGAGUCAAUUGUCGUCAAGUACUUGUUACGAUAUCUAUUAUCCUGA